UUUUCGCCAUUCCUGGCAUUCCACAAACAGAGCGCGGCUUCGUGUGUUUGUAACCAGUAACCAGUUGAAUACAGCGACUGCGUGUGUGCGUGAAUUAUAUUGUGGACGUCCGCACCGCACCGACGACGACGACGACAGCUGCCCGCCGACCAGUAGUAGUAUUGUGGUAAAAUAAUAAUAAUAAAUCUAAAAAUCGACGGUGCGUUAUAAUUAAAUACAAUAUUAUAUUUUAAUAUUGAUAAUAAAAUUAUAUAACGACGACGACGACCGAGACUACCACAACGUUUCCAUAAGAACGGGGUCCCACGAUCGUUCGUUAAAAUUGCUCCUUACCAUAUGAUGGGAGUUACUGAAGCCCGUUCAUAGAGCGUUGCAGUGUAACCGCGAAGCGUUCGCCGCCAGCGGCGUAUUACGAGUCCGCAAAGGGUUAUAUGUUCAUGAGCCAGCUUCUCAGAUGUACCCGUUGUCGGAGGAAGAUAGCAUGACGUCCCCAGGUUUUGCGGUGGUGUCGAGCUGUAGCACGGUGUCGUCGCCUUGGACGCCAGGUGGGGGUACAGCGGGCGGCAACCCGGACGGGCCGGACGGCGGCGGUAACGGUAUGAGGAGCGCGGCGGGUGUGAACGCCGGCAGCAACCUCAGCCUGGACGUGGACGACUGCGACGAUGACAAGGAACUGUCGGCGGCCGACGCGGAGGGCGUCUGGAGUCCAGACAUAGAACAGAGCUUCCAGGAAGCACUGGCCAUAUACCCACCCUGCGGACGCCGCAAAAUCAUACUGUCCGACGAGGGCAAAAUGUAUGGACGUAACGAACUGAUAGCCAGAUACAUAAAACUGCGGACUGGCAAGACACGGACGCGGAAACAAGUCAGCUCUCACAUUCAAGUGUUGGCUCGUCGGAAGUUGCGCGAGAUACAAGCCAAACUCAAAGUGGUGGUGCCCACCGAGCACGCGGCCAAGGAGAAAGCGUUGCAGACCAUGUCGGCCAUGUCCAGCGCUCAGAUCGUGUCGGCCUCAGCUACCGUCGCAGCCAUACACACCAAAGGACUGGCCAGCCUGGCUUCUUAUCCGCCCGGCGCGCCGCCCCCGCCGUUCUGGCAGCCGGGACUGCAACCGGGCACGUCGCAAGAUGUCAAACCGUUCGCCCAAGGAUAUCCGGCUGGCGGCGGCGGUGGUGGUGCUGGGUCGACCGGUCUUAAGCCACCUCCGUCCACGACAGUGUCGUCGGAAAUCCAACCGCCCAGCGUGCCACCUUGGGACGGCCGAGCCAUAGCCACUCACAAGUUGCGCCUGGUAGAGUUUUCCGCGUUCAUGGAACACCAACGCGAACCCGAAAUCUACCAAAAGCAUUUAUUUGUACACAUCGGAGGACCCGUCGGCUAUUCCGAUCCUCUGCUAGAAUCUGUGGAUGUUAGGCAGAUCUACGAUAAAUUUCCAGAGAAAAAAGGUGGUCUGAAGGAAUUGUACGACAAAGGCCCUCAAAACGCAUUCUUCCUCGUCAAAUUCUGGGCUGAUCUCAAUUCAAACAUUCACGAUGAAGCUGGUGCCUUUUACGGCGUCACUAGCCAGUACGAGAGUUCUGAAAACAUGACCAUAACAUGUUCGACCAAAGUAUGCUCGUUUGGUAAACAAGUUGUAGAAAAGGUUGAGACGGAAUAUGCUCGGUUUGAGAACGGGCGGUUUGUUUACCGCAUACACAGGUCGCCCAUGUGCGAAUACAUGAUUAAUUUCAUACACAAGCUCAAACAUUUGCCCGAAAAAUACAUGAUGAACUCUGUGCUGGAAAACUUCACUAUACUACAAGUGGUUACCAACCGAGAGACCCAAGAGACUUUACUUUGCAUCGCUUACGUCUUCGAAGUGUCUACGUCUGAACAUGGCGCACAACAUCAUAUGUAUAGACUCGUCAAAGACUAAAUAUUGUAUAAUAUUUUACUGUCGGUCGCGUCGAAUGACGGUGCUCGGUUUCAGUCGAUCCUUCUUGUUCGUCAAACGACCUAUCAAUUAACAAAGUUUAAUACUAGUAGUUUUUGACAUCUGAAUACCAAAAACAAAUACUAUUAUUGCACAUAGGUAAUGUUUACCUAGAAAUAAUAUUAACCAUUUCCCCCUUUAAGUUAUGCAAUCUGACAUACGUUCUUAUAUGUAUUGGACAUCAUUAUUGAUUAUUAUUAUUAUUAUUAUUGUGUAUUAUUUUUACUUUACUUUAUCGCCUUUUUGAUUUUUACCAAUUUUUGUUUUACAUUAGUUUUAUUUUUUUUUUUAUAAAUUAUAAAAUGAAACAUUUUAUUUGAUCUUAUAUAAUUAUUAUUAUUAUAGAGUAGUAGAUGGUAGUGCAUUAAAUCCAAACAGACCAGGACAUCAUUAAGUAUAAACAAGAGGCUAGGUUUUUUAACAUUUAAAAUAAAAUAAAAUUAUUUUUUCUUUAAAAACUAGGUCGACUGAAUCCUGUUGCAAUUGGUUAUAUAUGUAUAUACAAUUAUAAUUGUAAUUUUUAAUUAUGUAGAUUAAUUUGUAUAUAAUAAAAAUAUAUUAUAUUAUUUUUAAAACUUAAAAUAAAACGAAAAGAAAUAUGUAAAACAUUUUAACAUUUAACGUUUGUAGAAAAUUUAUAUUUAUGUAGUUUAACUUUUUUUUUUUUUGUCGUUUUGUUCCCGAUAUAUAUUUUUUAGUUUUAUUUCACUGUAAAAUUAUAUUAUACUUAGAAAUGAUUUCAUUUGAUCUCUGGAAUUUUUCUCAAACAGUCGGUUUGAAAUUGACUACAAUAUAAUAAUAACAAAAAUAACAAUAAUACCAUUACUUGUUUUAUUUUUUUUCAAAUUUUAUUUAGAAACGGACGUUUGAGGUAUAUUUUUAUUUUAUUUAUAUUUUUUUCUUUUUGAUAUGAUUGAUAAUAUUUAUAAAAGCAUACAACUUUACCAUCAUUUACUUACUUGGGUACUAUAAAAAUAAUUUUAUUAAAUUGUUACCAAUCCGAAAUUUCUUCUCAAUAUAUUAUUGUAUAAACUAUGAAGUCCAGUGAAAGCAAAUUGAAAAUUUCUACUUAACAUCAAAUCAAUAUUUACAUAAUAAAUAGAUGUAUAGAUUUAAUGUAUAUGAAUUCAGUUCUAUGUUACAUUGUCAUAAUAGAAUUAUUACUGGUUUACUGUUGACAGCUAUUAUCAGUAUUCUUGAUGAUUUAUUUAAGCAUAUUAUUUUAUGUUAAUGUGCAAUGUUAUAAACGUUUUAAUAAUAUUAUUUUGUAUAUUUUAUAUUUUAUUUAUAUAUUUUAAUUUUAAGUUGAACCUUUUUUUUU
This is a messenger RNA of Adelges cooleyi (spruce gall adelgid), 3293 nucleotides long. RefSeq names its product transcriptional enhancer factor TEF-1 (gene scalloped). Gene Ontology annotation, cellular component: transcription regulator complex. Gene Ontology annotation, molecular function: RNA polymerase II cis-regulatory region sequence-specific DNA binding; DNA-binding transcription factor activity, RNA polymerase II-specific. The transcript is spliced from 12 exons. NCBI's taxonomy places the organism in Eukaryota, Metazoa, Arthropoda, Insecta, Hemiptera, Adelgidae. Gene Ontology annotation, biological process: regulation of transcription by RNA polymerase II; embryonic organ development; hippo signaling. The record is from RefSeq and is a predicted model, not a curated record. Bases 455 to 1915 code for a protein of 486 amino acids.